Alternaria atra is the source of this 810-nucleotide messenger RNA. RefSeq lists its product as uncharacterized. NCBI's taxonomy places the organism in Eukaryota, Fungi, Ascomycota, Dothideomycetes, Pleosporales, Pleosporaceae. The coding region runs from base 1 to 810 and encodes 269 amino acids. The record is from RefSeq and is a predicted model, not a curated record. The transcript has a single exon.
AUGCCAGAACUCAAUGAGGUUCGCUACACGGAGAGUGCAUCGGUCGGUGCCAUCAAGAAAUUCUUCCAAUUUCUCACAAAAAUGUAUCUCGACGAAGCGUCUGUGGAAUGGCCACCUGAAGGGGGCUGGCCUAUGAUAACUGAGGGUGCUUUUGGAAGUCUGGGAAAAUCAGAUAUAGUUAUCUCUCUGCUGCGCCAAAUUCCAUAUCUUCGACACUUGGACCUUCCAGAAUGGGAGCGACCUCAGGGUGCUCCCGGAGCAAAUUUCUGUAACUGGACAAAGUACACCAAGGGCAACGAAAGUGUGGAUCCUGCGAAGGAAUAUGGCCUCACAAUGCUUACUGAGGGGUCCGUAUCGUUCGCAACUACUCCUUUCAUUAUUGGUCUAAUGGAGGGUGGCCGAGACUCUCCCCUUGUCGUACUUGACACCAAGUAUGGGAUUGCCUACUGGCCGGAAUGCCCCGACGAGAUCAGACACGAGACCAGCCAGGAGCAAGUUCAGGACGAUUGCGACGCAUGGGCUUCUCAAGAAGAGGCUAAUUGGCGUUGCGAUGCCCCAGCUUGGACGAUUCCCGACUUCUUUGCAAUGCUCCGGGAGCAGUUCGAGCAGCUUCGCUUCAUACCAGUCAAUUCCAGGCAGGUGAUUGACUCGUACUCCGGGUACUCAGACGAUGGCGAGAUGGAGUCUAUGCUGCAGAGAAUUUAUCAAGAGCAUGGAUGGCCGGAUCUCGAGCAUUACAAGAAAGAAGAAUGCAUCCAGGCCGUGGAGCAGGCCUUGGCAGAGCAAUAUCCUGACUUUGAACUGUCUUAA